Argentina anserina (silverweed cinquefoil) is the source of this 1397-nucleotide messenger RNA. Its product is annotated as UBP1-associated proteins 1C. Lineage: Eukaryota; Viridiplantae; Streptophyta; Magnoliopsida; Rosales; Rosaceae. The transcript has 6 exons. Gene Ontology annotation, molecular function: DNA binding. The coding region runs from base 195 to 1115 and encodes 306 amino acids. Gene Ontology annotation, cellular component: nucleolus. Gene Ontology annotation, biological process: negative regulation of transcription by RNA polymerase II; rRNA processing. The record is from RefSeq and is a predicted model, not a curated record.
ACAAAAAUCCCAAUCAAAACAAAAACCCUAGUGGCUAGUUCCCUGUAAAUGCCUUAAACCCCAGACAGAUCAGCUACCUGGUCGUCGCUGAGCUCCUCUCUCUCUCUCUCUCUCUCUCUCUCUCUCUCUCUCUCUCUCUCUCUCUCUCUCUCUUUCUGGGUCUCUGUAAAGUUUGUACACACAGAACCCAGAAAAUGGUGUGGUUUCAAUGCGAGGACUGCGGUGACAACCUCAAGAAACCCAAGUUGCCCCACCACUUCAACACCUGCUCUGCUCGUCAGCUGUCAUGCAUCGAUUGUGGUGAGAUGUUUGGGAGAGAAACUGUGCAGGGUCACACACAGUGUAUUACUGAAGCGGAAAAAUAUGGUCCAAAGGGGCAAGUGAAAGCUGCUAAUGGGGGAGCCAAGCCCAAUAAGGAUUCCAAGCAGCAAGCCGAUUUCGACAUAACUGUUGGGUUAUCUGAGCGCCCCCCGUGGUUCUGUAGUCUUUGCAACACUAAUGCGACCAGUAGGCAGACACUGAUGCUCCAUGCUGAGGGAAAGAAGCAUAGGGGGAAAGCUCGAGCUAUUCAUGCUGCCAAGCAAAAGGCUAUGCAGCUGGAAGAGUCUGCUCCAGAUACAAAACCACAACCUCAGGAAGCUCCAAAAGGAACAGAAGCACCUGCUUUGCAGGAAGCAUCUGGAGUUAAUACUAUUGAUAAAUGUUCGGAAGCAGAGAAUGGGAAAUUUCUGUCAAAGCAAAAAAGAAAACUAGAAGAGUCCAAGAAUGAAGAAUCCAGAAAAAAGACCAAGGAUACUACAUUAGGGGAAGUAGGCAAUGGGAAAGUGACUCAGAAUGGGAGAGCAGAAGCAAAUAAAAAAGAAACCAAGUUGAAGAAAGAUAAGGAAGAGCCCAAGGCAAAAAUAAAUUGGAAGAAGUUGAUCACAUCAACCUUAAAGACGAAAGAUGGAGUUCUGAAAAUUAGAAAACUGAAAAAACUUGUUCUGAAUGCUAUUGCGGAAUCUGGCAUAACAGAAGAUGAAGAAAAACUGAGUACAAUCUUUGAGGAAAAGAUCAAUUCGAGCUCCAGAUUUAGAGUUGAGAACAAGUAUGUUCACUUGGUGGCCAGGGAGUAGACUACACUUGGUAGCAGAUAACUGAGUUCUAGCAUGAUGUUGCCUUGCUCGCCUUCUUCUAUCUCCAUUCAAGUUUAUGAAAUGAAAUCCAGAUGGUCAGCUGGUCCUCUUGUUGUAUGUGUUAGGAGUAAGAUUUGAGGAGCAUAUGUUUUCUCGGAUAACUUAUAUCUGCUUAACAAGUUUCAGAAGAUAUGUUGGGGUCAUUUUUGUUGUGUCAUAUUCAGACAUUGUGACAAUUGUAACACAAUAUUCAUUCUUUAUCUGCCUCUAAAAUCACAGUUA